Plodia interpunctella (Indianmeal moth) is the source of this 1679-nucleotide messenger RNA. RefSeq names its product Fumarylacetoacetase (gene Faa). Gene Ontology annotation, biological process: L-phenylalanine catabolic process; L-tyrosine catabolic process; homogentisate catabolic process. Bases 142 to 1410 code for a protein of 422 amino acids. The record is from RefSeq and is a predicted model, not a curated record. Lineage: Eukaryota; Metazoa; Arthropoda; Insecta; Lepidoptera; Pyralidae. The transcript is spliced from 9 exons. Gene Ontology annotation, molecular function: fumarylacetoacetase activity.
ACAUUCAUGCGUCGUCGACCGGCGCGACUAGUUCACCAAACUUGCUACAUGACUAAAUUACCAUAACAAGUAUACAGCCAGCGCAGGGUUUUAUCGUAAACACCGCAUUCUUAGUACGGUUCGCGUCAGAAACACUACAGAAUGAAGAGUUACAUAGAAUACGCCUCGGACACUGAUUUCCCAAUCGAGAAUUUGCCUUUUGGAGUGUUUACGUCGCCUAAAAAUGAACAAAAACACAUUGGAGUAGCCAUCGGAGACUGGAUCCUGGAUUUACAUGUUAUCUCGCAUUUGUUCAACGGGCCAUUGCUCAAUGAUAAGCAGACUGUAUUCAAGGCCGACAAACUCAAUGCCUUCAUGGGCCUCACAAGGCCUCACUGGAUCGAGGCCAGAGCCACGCUACAAAGCCUGUUAGACGUGUCCAACACUACGCUACAAAAUGACAAAGAUCUCAGACAAAGAGCCUUCGUCAAACAAAGCGAAGCCACACUACAUUUACCAGCCGAGAUCGGCGACUACACAGACUUCUACUCGUCCAUCCACCACGCAACCAAUGUCGGCAUCAUGUUCAGGAGUAAGGAGAACGCCCUUAUGCCCAAUUGGAAGUACAUACCAGUGGGUUACCACGGACGAUCCAGCUCUAUUGUGACCUCGGGAACGCCUAUACGGAGGCCUUACGGUCAAACACAGCCUGUAGAUGGUGCUGACCCAACUUUCGGCCCCUGUCGUCUGAUGGACUUCGAGCUGGAAAUGGCGGCGUUCGUGGGGGGCCCGCCCACCGCCCUGGGGCAGAGGGUCCCCGCCCGGGAGGCGGGGGACAGACUCUUCGGGCUGGUGCUCAUGAACGACUGGAGCGCCAGAGACAUCCAGAAAUGGGAGUACGUGCCCCUCGGCCCAUUCACGUCCAAGAACCUGGGCACCAGCAUAUCGCCGUGGGUCGUGACCGUGGAAGCGCUGCGGCCGUACAUAGUGGACAACUACCCGCAGGAUCCCCCGCCGUUCCCGUACCUCAAGCAUGACGAUAACUUCAACUUUGAUAUCAAACUCGAAGUCGAUCUCAAAUCAGAGAAAUACCCCGUGCCUACAACCAUCAGUCGUAGCAACUACCGCUACAUGUACUGGACUGCCAAGCAGCAGCUGGCUCAGCAGACCGUCACCGGCUGCAAUCUCCGGCCUGCCGACCUUCUGGGCACCGGCACCAUCAGCGGAGAGACGCCCGACUCCUACGGAAGCAUGCUGGAGCUGUCAUGGCGAGGAACCAAACCCAUUCGCCUUUUGAACGGAGAAGAACGGAAGUUCCUGCUAGAUGGCGACACUGUCACUCUCCGCGGGUACUGCGACAAGGGGGGCGUGAGGAUCGGCUUCGGGAAGUGCGAGGGGAAACUGUUGCCUGCCGUGCCGCUUGAAGAAUAAUUACGCCAUAUAAUAUUUUUAUUUUGUACCCUUUUAUUGGAAAUAUAUUAAGUACAGUCUGUUAAAGUAAAGAAAUUAAACUGUUGGCUGGCAACAUUGAAUGUUUAUCGACCAAUCUUGAGUAUUAAAUUCGGUGUUGCAAUGGCAAAUGUAGUUCGUGAAAUAUCCGUUUCCUUCACAUUCUUGAUGUGACUGUGUAUUUUAUUAAAUGUAACCUGAGUUUUAUUGUCGUGAAUGUUAACAAUAAAAUUAUAACUUUGAACUCGUUA